This is a messenger RNA of Lathyrus sativus (Indian pea), 528 nucleotides long. Lineage: Eukaryota; Viridiplantae; Streptophyta; Magnoliopsida; Fabales; Fabaceae. The record is from the annotation of a GenBank genome assembly.
AUGAGGCAAUCGAAGCAAUCAAGUCUUUCCGCCAUCUCUGCCCUUCUGAUUCUCAGGAAUCUCUUGACAACAUCUUGGUUGAAUUAUAUAAGGUAUAAGGAUUUAGACAAGUCUCUUAUGCUUCAUCACAAGUUAAAGCAAAUUGAAGACGGUAUGACAUUUGUCGGAAGGUCGACAAAACAAGCGAGAUCUCAAGGGAAGAAAAUUCAAAUAACCGCUGAGCAAGAGAUAUCGAGGAUACUUGACAACUUGGCUUGGGCUUAUUUGCAAAAAGGCAACUAUAAAACCAUUGAAGAACAUUAUAGAAAAGCACUUUCCUUUGAGGUUGAUAGGAACAAACAGUGCAAUUUGGCCAUAUGUUUAAUGAAAAUGAACAAAAUUACAGAAGCAAGGUUUCUACUUCAGGCAGUAACUGCAGCAAUGAAAAAACAGAAAAAUGGACGAUUCUUUCGUCAAGUCUUUUGGACGCGCUACACAAAUGCUGCAGGAAAUCGAAUCAACACAGUUGGUAGACUCAGUCAAAGAUAA